Messenger RNA from Phyllopteryx taeniolatus (common seadragon), 3660 nucleotides. RefSeq names its product phospholipase A2, group IVF, tandem duplicate 1 (gene pla2g4f.1). Bases 98 to 2899 code for a protein of 933 amino acids. The record is from RefSeq and is a predicted model, not a curated record. Gene Ontology annotation, molecular function: calcium-dependent phospholipid binding; calcium ion binding. NCBI's taxonomy places the organism in Eukaryota, Metazoa, Chordata, Actinopteri, Syngnathiformes, Syngnathidae. Gene Ontology annotation, biological process: glycerophospholipid catabolic process. Gene Ontology annotation, cellular component: cytosol. The transcript has 25 exons.
UGCAGGGGGAACGUUUGCUUCAUCGUUAGAUAAUGUUGUGAAGCACAUUCCCUGAAAAACCUCAUGCCGGUGUUAUUUGCAGUCAUAUAAACUUCAUAUGCAGGCCUGUGCAGAUGUUUCAUUGACCUUUGCUGUAAUAUUCCCAAUGGCAAUGAAUGCGGUGGUCUCCUCCUGGACACUGAGUGUCACCGUAUUGAGAGCAGAAAACAUUCGCUCAACAGACUUUUGGUCUGAGGACGAUUGCUAUGUCACCCUGACUUUCCCACCUGCAAUUGUUUUUAAGACACAUACUGUGGCCAACAGCAAAAACCCAGAGUGGAACAAAACCUUUCAUUUCAAGCUCUACAGUAAUCUACAGAAUACUCUCCAGAUACAUUUGUAUGAUGAGGACCCCAUGUAUGACGAUGUGAUUCAAAGAAUCAUGUUUGAUAUCAGCACUCUCAAAGUGGGGAAGAAGGAAAUCAAGGAAUUUGCCAUCCAACCUCAGGGUAAACUUUGGAUAUCCUUUGAGCUGCAAGAGAGUAAUGUGAACGCUGUCAGUCCCCAUAAAGAUUGUCACUUGGGGAAGGAAGUGGUUUCUUACUGGAGAUUAAAUGUGACCAUCUUAAAAGCCAAAAUGAGCUAUUCCACGGAUUACUUUUCAGAGUCAGACUGCUAUGUCACUCUUCAUCUCCCUACGGCGACUGCAAGUACAUUCAACACAAAAACAGUGCACAACAAGUGCAAUCCAGAGUGGAAUGAAACAUUCACCUUCAGAGUCCUCUCCCAUCUGAAAAAUGUUUUAGAAAUUAGGCUGCAUGACAAAGACCCGAUUUCUGAGGAUGACCUCAUUUCAACCAUUCUAUUUGACCUCAGCAACCUCACAACUGGGAAGAAAGAAACAAUGACAUUCACCUUAAAUCCAGAGACAACUGACCACAUUUCAAUACAGUUUGAGAUGCUCCACAGUGAGGAACCCUCUUGUGAAUAUCUCAGUAAUGGCAUCCUCCUGGCUGCUCCGUUCUCUGCUUUGGACAUCAAUGUUGACAAGCUACUAAACAAUUCUGAUUUUCUGGGUAAAGUGAUGAAGCUUCGGGGCGCCUGUCCUGAGAAACAGACUUUAUUGGCUGAUGAAAUCACCACGUUGCGUUUCUACAUCAACAGAGACUUGGAGACUGAACUCGGAGUCUCAUCCUCUGCUGAUGAUAUCAACUUGAAUUCUACAAGGCUUCAACCACUACCACCUGAACACAAAAGGAAAGUUUCCGUUGUCAUUGAUAAGGACACAGUGGACUUAAAUGUUGAGACACAUGAAUGCAACGACAACUGUAUUGCAGUUCGUUUGGAUUUUGACAUUCCACAACAAGAGAAAGAGUAUUUGAAGAAGAGAAAGCUCAUUGUGGGGCAGAAAAUGCAACAGCUCUUUGGCCUAGAUUCUCCACCAUCACCAGAUCAGGUGCCAACUAUAGCAUUGGUGGGUUCAGGGGGAGGAUCCAGAGCAAUGACAGGCCUGCUUGGUAGUUUGAAAAGCCUGGAGGAAAUACAAUUCCUAGAUACUGUCUCUUAUAUCACUGGAGUGUCUGGAUCAACUUGGGCUAUGACUGCCUUGUCCAAAGACGAAAACUGGUCACAGGACGGCAUAGACAGUACCAUCGCUGAACUAAGAAAAGAGCUAUGUAAGAGUGUCCUGAGUGUGUUCUCUCCGGAGAAACUGAAAUAUUACAAGCAAGAAAUGAAAGAAAAAAUGAACGAAGGGCACAUUGUGUCACUUACUGAUAUGGCAGGCCUGAUUUAUGAACAAAUUGUUUUUGGGAAGAAAAUUACCAGUACCCUCUCUGAGCAGCAGAGGACAGUAAAUGAAGGCCAAAACCCUUUCCCCAUAUACACUGCUGUCAGUAUGAAGGAGAAGAGUGGCUUUCAUUCAGAAGCUGAGUGGUGCGAGUUUACCCCCUAUGAGGUUGGCUUUCUAAAGUAUGGGACUUUUGUACGAGCUGAAGACUUUGGCAGUCAGUUCUUCCUGGGUCAUCUUGUCAAAAAACUUCCAGAAGUCCGCAUACCUUAUCUGAUUGGAAUAUGGAGCAGUUGCUUCUCAGUCAAUCCGACUCAAUUAUUCAAGCUCGCCACUGGUUCGGAAGCUGAGUCUGACUCCUUGUUUGGGCCAGAUAUCGACAACAUAGAGACUGAUGAUGAUCCUUCAACUCUUGAUACACACCUCAUAGAUCCAUCCACAGAUGUAUCCAGAAUCAUCAGUGAUUUCUUGAGGAAUCGCCCAAUUAGUUCUAAAGUACACAAUUUCAUGAAUGGUCUCCUUCUGCACACAAACUACAAUGCACAUAGCAACUUCACAGCAUGGAAAGAAACACACAUUGAUGCAUUUCCAAACUUACUGACGCCCAGCGACUCCAUUCUCCAGCUCAUUGAUUCUGGUCAUCACAUAAAUGUUGCCUGUGCCCCCGUCCUACGUCCCGAGAGAGAAGUGGACGUUAUCAUAUCCCUUGAUUAUUCCUGGAAUCCAGACAACAUCUUCAGGGAUCUAAAGAUGACAGCAGCUUACUGUAAAGACCAUGACAUCCCCUUCCCUCAUGUCGAUUUUACCACUCUGGAAGAAGCACCUAAGAAGGAGGUUUAUAUCUUUGAAGAUAUGGAGAAUCCCAAGGCACCGAUUGUGAUUCACUUCCCACUUGUCAAUAUUUCAUUCAAACAGUUCAAACAACCAGGCGUAAGGCGCAAAACUGCGGAAGAAAUAAAAGCUGGAGAAGUGGACGUACACAGCAGCAACUCUCCAUUCACCACUGGGAAUCUCACCUACUCAGAGGAAGAUUUUGACUCUCUGGUGCAGUUGACAUUUUAUAAUGUCGCCAACAACAAGGAAGCCAUCAUGGAUACAUUGCACAAGGUCUUGAAAGCUAAAAUUGCAUGAGAUCGAGGGAAAUAAGUCAGACAUGAAAAUUCUUGAUGGUUGAACUUAUAAAUACUGCAUUACGAUGUCUUAGUCCAAUGCUUGCUUUUCAAAUCUCAUUUCCAUUAAACUUUGAUAGGUUUUAGCGCAUUGGCCAUCAAAUACUAUACUAUACAAAAAAAAUAACCUAAAAUGUUUGUACUUCAUUACUUGACUCCUUUAUAUAUUGUACACUAUAAUUCUUCUGGCCCAGACAUAAGACUUCAGCAUCUUACUUGCAUUCUUGUGUCCAGUCUUGUAUACUCUAGUGCUCACUAUUAGACAUUAAAAACAUUUGUGCUUUGAAUUACCAGGGAAAUAUUAGUUAUUAAAUAUUCUCCUUCAAUUAAUAGGAAAUGGAACUCUCCUAAAAAGUAUUUGAACAGUACAGAAGUGCACUGUAAACCCGGUGUUAGAUAAGUAUAUGCCUUUGGACUUAUAGAAUUUAUUGUAUGUUAAUUAUAACUGCCUUUUGUUUCAGUGCAAAGAUAAGAUUGUUUGUCUCUCUCUCUGAUAUUGUAAAAUCGCGUUGCUGUGAGACAAAGCUUGAUGUCUGUGGUUCGUAGAUUGGGGGGCAGUUGCAUGAGGCAUAUGAUGACAACCUUUUCAUGUGUGUAUACAUGACCUUGCCUUGGGAUCGGAGAAAUAGGCAGACACUGCUUAAAAAGCACCCAUCAGGUUGGAUUUGAACUGUUUCCUUGUAUGCCAAUUUUCAAUAAAUUGUAUCUCUCAUUAUUCUCAAA